UCCGAGAUCCACGUGUUGUUUAUCGCUGUCUGGUUCCUAGACCGCAAAGAUCCCGGCUGCGUUCUAUCUCCUUUCCGUUCAAUGUCCAACUCGUACUCGACUCGUCGACGGUAUACGGGAGGAAAUCGGAACGUGUGGCUAGUCUGGACAAGUGACGUACAUGUACUUCUGAACACGACCAGAUGAGCGCCAGUCCUAAGUUUUUUUAAAAGCUAACUACUUGAUACACCUGGUGAUCACAGUGAACCAGUCAUGUCAGGUGUACUAGAUGAUAUUGGAAGAAGUCUGUUCACUGUGUGGAGCCAACUGAGGUAUGAACACCUGGUGGCAGGCGUCACUGGCGGCAUCACAUCGACACUUAUUCUCCAUCCGUUAGACUUGAUCAAAGUCAGGUUACAGGUUAAUGAUGGCCAUACAACUCGUCCGACUUACCAAGGCCUAGUUCAUACUUGCCAGCAAGUCAUCAGACAGAAUGGAUGGAGAGGGCUUUAUCAAGGAGCCGUACCCAAUGUCUGGGGAGCUGGGGCAUCUUGGGGACUGUACUUCUUCUUCUACAAUGCCAUAAAAGCCUACAUGCAAGAUGGGAGACCAGAACCGCUCGGGCCAGGCUCACACAUGCUAGCAGCUACACAGUCGGGUAUUUUAACGUUACUGAUAACCAAUCCGCUGUGGGUGACUAAGACGCGUCUUUGUCUCCAAUAUGAAGGAAUGAGUAAAGGCGUACGGCUACAUACAUCACAAGGUGCCAAGUACAUGUACAAAGGUAUGUUGGAUGCACUGUGGAAGAUCAGUCGACAUGAAGGCAUACCAGGACUUUACAAGGGUUUGAUACCAGGCCUUUUUGGUGUGUCACAUGGGGCUCUUCAAUUCAUGGCUUAUGAAGAAUUGAAGAAGCUUCGACAAAGGGUUGGGGAUGAAUCAAGCAGCACAAAACUUAGUUCACUGGAGUACAUCGUCUUCGCUGCACUAUCCAAGAUGUUUGCUGUGGUCACAACUUAUCCCUAUCAAGUUGUCAGGUCACGGCUACAGGACCAGCAUCACACGUACAAUGGUGUCUUAGAUACAAUCCUGAAGACAUACAGACGCGAGGGCUGGAAAGGGUUUUACAAAGGCCUUUCUGCAAAUCUGCUGCGAGUUGUUCCUGCGUGCUGCAUCACCUUUGUGGUGUAUGAAAACAUCAGCCACAUGCUAGCUUCACAGAAUCUGCACUCAAGCUGAAGAUCUGGAAGAAACGGACUGAAUGCCACAAGUCGACACGUUGGAGCAGCUACAUGUGUGGAAGUGUACUGCUUCCGUGAACAAGCAGUUCCUGUGUAAACUUCACUUGCUGUUUGCAAGAUGUCCAUUUAUUCAUCUUGAUUUUACUCCAAAGUCUUAUAAUGAACAUUCAAAAACAGCUUACUUGAGAAUAGAAUAUUUCACAUGUGUAUCUUUUAUUCAUCCUGAUAAAAAUUAAUUGUUGAUUGUUUAUCAUUGUUACAUAUGCAGUAUAAAUUAUACCAUGUAGUAAAAAUCCAUUUGAUUGGACAUUAAUUUCUGAUAAAUCAUUGAAGAGGUAUGAAAAUCAGUGCAUAAAUUGUUAAUAAAAAUGUGAUAUCAGUACCUUACAAUCUAUGGAUGGUGAACACAAUAUAACGAAGUUUUCUUUUUACUUUGGUGGAUUUUCAUGAUGUUGGAUGUGUUAUUUUAAUAGAUUGGACCCAAAACACGAGAGGGAAAAUGAGAAAGUGAUGAAUGCAGAUAUUUUCUAUCAUAAAUGUUGCCUGGAAGUGCCACAGCUGGUAGGAUUUUGCGGGCCAGCUAAAGUGUAAAGCUAAUAGGGUUAUUUUCCUUUCUGAAGUGGUACCCAUGGGUGAUAAGGGAGUACCCCCCUGUAAAAGAAAAGGCUGAAAUACGAAGAAGGGUAGAAAUGUGAAAGAAAUGAGAAAAGAGAUGAAAAGGAUCUUAUCAUGUAAAUCUUCAAUUUGCAUGCAAAAAAAUAAAAAUUGACACCCAUUUACUAUUAAUGGUUCAUCAGUUCACUGCUGAUGAAUGCUUCACUCCCCCCUCCUGAAAUGUUUCCUCCCUAGAAAAAGUAACCCCCCCCCAAAAAAAGGAAAAGACAUCCAUGGUGUUAUCACUGUAAGAUGCUUUCACUUUUAGCAAUCUUGAUUGGUUGGGUUAGCAAGAGGAACCAUGCAUGGCCCCCAAUUCUGUCCUGCAUUUGUGAUAUUUGGAGCAUAGUGCUCUGACAGCCCCCCCCCCAUGCUUUGGCUCCGCCUUGUUUGGGGAUGGAAAUGAUAUGAGUUCUACGUGUAUUUCUGAAGACACAAUAAACCACAGAGCAAUAUGUCCAGCAGCCAAUAAAAAAAUGUGUAGCCUUUUUCAUGUGACUUGAUAUUGAGAGGCUUUUAAAUGGGCAGAACCACUGUUCGCACUCAUUUUAAUAAAUGUAAAAAACAAUGAAAAAUUAGAAUUUAUUUUAAAUCCUGUAUAAAAGGUUUAACAUUUCCACCUUUUGGGGGGAAGGGGUACAAUUAUGGUUGCUACUUGUAAUUUUUUUUACUUGAGCAACAGUAAAAGUUAAUAAAAUUGUGGCUGAAUAACCAAGCCUGUUCCUUUCAUGAA
Molecule: messenger RNA, 2607 nt
Organism: Acanthaster planci (crown-of-thorns starfish)
Lineage: Eukaryota; Metazoa; Echinodermata; Asteroidea; Valvatida; Acanthasteridae
Gene: slc25a32
Product: solute carrier family 25 member 32
Biological process (GO): transmembrane transport; nucleotide transport
Source: RefSeq, a predicted model, not a curated record